This is a messenger RNA of Penicillium macrosclerotiorum, 1647 nucleotides long. Its product is annotated as Major facilitator superfamily domain general substrate transporter. Gene Ontology annotation, molecular function: sulfate transmembrane transporter activity. The annotation marks the transcript as partial. The record is from RefSeq and is a predicted model, not a curated record. The transcript has 6 exons. Gene Ontology annotation, biological process: transmembrane transport. Lineage: Eukaryota; Fungi; Ascomycota; Eurotiomycetes; Eurotiales; Aspergillaceae. Gene Ontology annotation, cellular component: membrane.
AUGGGUAUAGAAGACAAGAAUGCCGUGGAGGUUUCUGCUAGCCAGAAAGAAUCACCGACAAACAGCACCAUAGAUGCCUCUGAUACGGAAGUGCAACAAAGCAAAUCCCAUAAUGGAGGGACAUUCCAGGUCAGAGAGGGCCGCCACUUCUACAGGCCAAUCGACAGCUAUGAAGGAAUUCAUCGUUGGGAUCCUGAUUUUGAAUGGACUGAGAAGGAAGAAAGACGAAUUGUUCGAAAGAUUGACGCUCGAGUGUGCACAUUUGCCUGUGUUACAUUUUUUGCCCUUCAACUGGAUCGAGGGAAUAUCAGCCAGGCCCUUGCGAGUACCCUCUUGAAGGAUCUUAAAAUGACCACCAACGAUUAUAAUUUAGGCCAGACAAUCUUCUUGGUCUGCUUCUUGUUAGCGGAAAUGCCCUCUCAGCUGCUCUCCAAGAGACUAGGUCCUGAUCGCUGGAUUCCUAUGCAAAUGAUCGCAUGGAGCUUAGUAGCAGCCUGCCAAGCAUUUUUGAAAGGCCGGGGUGCCUAUUUUGCCUGUCGCGCAUUGUUGGGGCUCUUAGAGGGAGGCUUUAUUCCCGAUACAAUUCUUUUCUUGUCAUUCUUCUAUAAAUCAAGCGAGCUUCCAAAGCGAUUAGCCUGUUUCUGGAUUUCUUACUCACUCACUGGUAUUAUCGGUGCAUUCUUGGCCUUUGGUUUCCUCCACAUAACCGAUUCCAGUGGAGGGGGUUCGUGGCGCUAUUUAUUUGCAUACGAAGGGCUGAUUACUGGGAUCAUUGGGAUUAUCGCUGCAUUCUGGAUGCCUGCCUCCCCUGUGCAGACUAAGGGAGGCCUCCGUGGAAAGGAUGGCUGGUUCACAGAAUAUGAAGAAAAGGUGAUCGUUAACAGAGUGAUCCGUGAUGACCCUAGCAAAGGGAGUAUGCAUAAUCGCCAAGCGGUUACACCGAAGUUGCUGUGGCACUCCCUGAAAGACUAUCAUAUGUGGCCAAUAUAUGCACUCGGAUUGAUUUGGAUGAUUCCGUCUACACCCGCAACAAAUUAUAUUACUCUGCAGCUUCGAUCUCAGGGAUUCACAACUUUCCAGACCAAUCUAUUGAUAAUCCCAGCAGCAGUUGUGGGCAUUCUCAAUAUGAUAGUCAUAACUUGGGCUGCAGAGAGAUCAAAUCAGCGACUGCUCUGUGGUGCUGGGGUAGAGGUUUGGAAUUUGGCCUUACUCAUUGCACUCGAACUGCUUCCUGAGCGAAGUAUGCCCUGGCCCCGAUGGGCCAUCCUUACGCUUCUUGUUGGAACACCAAGCAUUCAUCCCGUGGUAGUCGCGUUGACUUCGCGCAAUGCAGGCUCUGUACGGACACGAACUGUGGCUUCUGCAUUAUAUAACAUGUCUGUGCAACUGAGUGCUAUCGCUGGGGCUAAUGUCUAUCAAUCACAUGAUUCUCCAUACUACAGACACGGUAACAAGGUUCUCAUUGCUCUCGCUGUUGUCAGUCUAUUCUUGUUUGUUGCAGCCAAGUUCUACUAUGAUUGGUGGAACAGAUACAAUGCAUCUAAAUGGGACGCAAUGACUAGUACGGAGAGAGAGGCAUAUCUGCGAGAGAAUCCAGUGCUAACCAAUAAAAGGUAUGUCGGAUUGAUUUUCGUUUUGCACGAUAAU